AUACUACGUCGUACUUCGUCUAGUAGCAACCAGUUGCAGAGCCAGUGUAUUUUGAUUUUGUGUUUGAUAAAUUAUCCACCAAAAUGAGUCUCGCAACGACACUUCGGUUCGAAAUGAACACAAGUGGAAAGUCAAGUUUAAAGCAAGCGUUUGAAAGACAAAAAGAACGUAUUCAGAAAGAUGAAAUGAUGGCAGACAGAGAAAAUGUUGUGAGAUUAGAACUGAAAACAAAUCAAAGAGCUCAAUGGAACGAGAACUUGGAACAGUCCAGCUGGAAAAAGCGAAUCCGAGAGGAUGACAGGAAGAUCAGCGAGGAACUGAGACAGGCACAUAAAGCCAGCAUUGCUGUGAGAAAAGUGGCUCUGCAGCGUCAGUUGGAACAGGAACACGAUAUAUACGAGAAAGAACUUUACAAACUGGGCAAGACAUUCUUUACACAAAGAGUGUAGCUCUGGCCAAAACCACAUUUACACUUAGGAGGAAGGACAUGAGAAUCAAAGCAAUUCUACAUCAAUAUUAGUCCCCAGAUUGGGCUUAACACUUUAUAUUCUAUUGAAUUUGUUCCAUGUGAAAAACUAUGUCAGGGAGAGAGAAAGAUAGAGAGAUUGUGGGGAGAAAGAGAGGUGGAUGUAAAGUAUGUUUAAGAGAGUCACAUGUGUGCCUGUUAUACUCCAUUGUUGAUACUACUGUAUAUAUAUAUAUAUACAAACAUUUGCCUUGUAAAACCAAAUGCCAACCCUUUUUAUACUAUUUCACUUUUAAAAAUCCCCCAAAAUUUGCACAAAUAUAUUUUAAAAAUUCAACUCAUUUGCCAAAGUUUUUAAAACUACAAAUAUUUAUUGCCUUCUCUUAAUUGCAUCUUAAAUAAGUUACAGUUUCAAUACACCUGAUUAACUGUUGAA
Messenger RNA from Pecten maximus, 902 nucleotides. RefSeq lists its product as uncharacterized. The transcript is spliced from 4 exons. The record is from RefSeq and is a predicted model, not a curated record. Bases 84 to 449 code for a protein of 121 amino acids. Lineage: Eukaryota; Metazoa; Mollusca; Bivalvia; Pectinida; Pectinidae.